This is a messenger RNA of Zootermopsis nevadensis, 1208 nucleotides long. Lineage: Eukaryota; Metazoa; Arthropoda; Insecta; Blattodea; Termopsidae. The record is from RefSeq and is a predicted model, not a curated record.
UUCUUCCAGUACCACUUGGGCCCAUCUGGAACCAUAUCUUGGGAUUCUGGAGACGUAGACAUGAACCCAAUAUUCUUUUCCUCAAGUAUGAGGACAUGAAGAUGGAUCACGAGGGUGCGAUCAGAAAAACGGCAGCCUUCCUAGGCAAGACGCUCUCCGAGUCAGAAGUGAUCAAACUGGCCGAUCAUCUAAGUUUCGCUAACAUGAAAAAGAAUCCUUCAGUCAACCUGGAGCCAAUCAUGGCCAAGAAGAACGGUUCAGACUUCCUUCAAUCUACGGAACUCCGUUUCAUACGAAAAGGUGAAGUGGGUGACUGGAAGAAUCACAUGACUCCAGAGAUGGUUGCUCGAUUUGACGCCUGGACUGAAGCAAACACCACAGGCACUGGACUGAAUUUCAACUGAUUUAGUCUACUCCGCCCAUUAAAUCAAUAGAAUAAUCAAACCUACACCUCACUCAGGGACCAUCUCUGUCCCAAUGACCAUGGCAAGUUGGACAAGUUGAUAGCGGAGGAGGUCCACGGCACCAGAACAGUCGAGAAACGCCGAAUCAGACGACAAAGACGCACUAUUUCCUAAUAUGAUUCUAAAGAAGGGAAUCUUCAUACUUCCAUUCUGACGAAACUCGAUGCUGCUUACCAAUGGUUUCAAAACAAACCAAAUGCAAAAUAAUUUCGAAUUAUCCUAAAAUUAUCAAAAAAUACUAAGCUGGUAUGCACAACAGUUAGUUCAUUUUUAAGCCAAGGCUCAUCUAAAUAAUAUUUAAAUAUUCAGUUCCUACCUGAAAGAAAAUACGUAUCCAAUACAUAUAUAUAAAAUUAUGCUUCUAAUUUACACUCGAGUUAUAUCAGACGUACCGACAUUUUUAUUCCAGCGUCUAGAAAUGAUAUAUUAACCUCUCUUAGACGUAACAUCUGGAUUAUUUAACAUUAAAAUAUAAAUUGUUUGUGUGUUGGCAUCACCAGUUACAUUUGUAUACUUGUUAAACAUUUAAAAUAUAUAAUUAGCCUUUAUUACAUGAAAAUAGGGAAUUUACACCUCCAAAGUAAAGGACUAUGAACCUAACCUCAAUUUCAAGGUCAAGGGCUUAACAGUGUGCCAGAGGAACAAAUGGCCAAUAGGAAUGCACAUAAGCUGUAACAUGACACUGAUAAAGUUUAAUUAAAAUUGUAUUGACAUGUUGAAAUACAUUUUCUUUUCAAAAAACAA